Prorocentrum cordatum is the source of this 1131-nucleotide messenger RNA. The record is from the annotation of a GenBank genome assembly. NCBI's taxonomy places the organism in Eukaryota, Dinophyceae, Prorocentrales, Prorocentraceae.
AUGCGCCGUGGACCAAGCAGCAACCACCUCGCCGAGGUGGACGUGGCACUCCUGCAAAGCAGACGCACAGCGUGUGCGCGCUCUGCGGGCACUGGGAGUACGACUUCCACGGGCACACGUGUUGCUCCAAGUGCAAAGGUGAGUACCUCGCCCAGCCUCAAGGCGGUGUUCGUGUUGCUGGUGAUAAGCGCGGCGGUGGCCGCAGUGGUAAGAGCAAAGGGCAGGGGCAAGGCCCUUCACUCGAAGAUGAACUCGAGCGGCAUGCUGGCCUUUUCCCUGAGCGUGCUGAUGCCCUCCGUGGUGCUCGGGGUCCUCUUCCUCGUGCACCUGGCCCUGAGCCUGUGGCAUCGUCCGACAAUGAGUUGGACGGGAAGGUGGCCAAGCAGCGCGCCGCCCUCGCUAUGGCUGUUGAGCGAGAUUCUAAGGCUGAGCGUUUGGCACUGUACGAGGUGGAGCAACGCCUGGCGGCAGUCCUUCGCCAUAAGGACGCCUUGGCCAAGGCCGAGUUUGCGCGUGCCGAGGCUGUUGGGCAGUUGGAGCAAGCCGCCGCUGCCCAUAAGGCCGCUUGUGAGGAGAUGGACAAGUUCGACCCCCUGGAGUUUCGACGGCAGGUAUUGGCUGAAGAACAAGCAGAGCGUGAUCUACAUGAGCGUGAACGCCGUGCUGCUGAGGCACGUGUCCAUGCUGCCCCUGCUGCAUGUGCUGCUGGUCAUGUGGCGCCCGCCCCAGGAGGUGUUCAAGCUAUGCACGUUGACGGUGGUAGCCUUCCUGCUCGACCCAGGUAUGCACAACCCCCUGCUGGCGGCCCUGCUGCUGCUGGUGAAGUGGGUGGUGCUGCAGGAGUUGCAGGAUUGGUGUGCCACGAACAACCAGCGCUUCGAGUUCUGGAUGCAGAUUAAGGAGUUCAGGACCCACCUGGACCAGGAUGCGGCUUCUGAGGCUCCCUCUGAUUUGGGCGAUGAAGAGCAACAUCUUGUCGAACUCGAGCAACUCAAGAAGCGCAGCAUCGACGCCGCCCUUACCCCUGAUGACUUGGACAAGCUGGAAAAACUCAUGCAGAAGCAAUCCCAAAUCAAGGCUGCCAAGCGCCUUCGCACUGUUCGAGAUGGCGCCGCUGCCUCUUUCAACCGC